Messenger RNA from Dromiciops gliroides (monito del monte), 1137 nucleotides. RefSeq names its product transcription initiation factor TFIID subunit 4-like. Lineage: Eukaryota; Metazoa; Chordata; Mammalia; Microbiotheria; Microbiotheriidae. The record is from RefSeq and is a predicted model, not a curated record. The coding region runs from base 1 to 1137 and encodes 378 amino acids. The transcript has 2 exons.
AUGCCAGAGACAGAUGGACGGGCAGACGGGGAGAGGGAAGGGGGCGGGGAGGAGGAGACGGCGGGCACCCACACAUCAGGCUCCCCUGGCGAUAGGGGCCAAGGCCGUGGAGAUAGACCCCUCCCAAGUCCCCAACCCCCCAAGCUCAGAACCCAACAAAAAGAGGAACAGAUUGGGGAGGCGAAGGGAGUGCAGGAGGGACGCCCUUCUGUCCCCAUCUCAGGAGCAGGCAGACAGACCAACAAAAAGGGGCAGGGGGUGGGGGUGGGGGCUUCAAUGACCACCUCUUCCCCCUGCCCCCCUCCCCGGCCGCCGGAGGGUGCCUUCCCCUCCCCCACCACAGACACAGACAGACAAAAGGACAGACAGACCCAAGCCCGGAUGGCCCCGGGAGGGGGACGGGGGCGGCUCCCCCUCCCGCCCCACGCCGGAGUGUCCCGAGUCUGGGCCAGGGGGCGGGGAGGGGGGGCUCUUUACCCGGUACCGGGCGCUCCAGACCCCCACGCUGGGCCCCGCCUCCGGCCGGCCAGACAGACGGACCGCCGGACAAUGGACCCCGGGUUCGCGGCUCGGGCCACGCCAGGGCCGGGGCCUUUCCGGGCCGGGGCCGGGCGGGCUCUGGCCGGGCCGUGCGCGGGGAUUCUGCGGACGGCGCUGCAGACGGACAAAGCCAGCGGCAGACAGACAGACGGAGGGGGGAAAAGAUGGCGACGCGAGCGGCGGGAGCGCGCCGCUCGUGCACCCGCUAGCGGGGCGGGGGGGGAGCCGCGUGCACGAGCCGGAGCCGCGCCCCCGCCUCCCUCAUCCCCGCUCGCAGCCGCCGCCGGCUCCUCCUCCUCCUUUCCUCCUCCUCCUCCCCCACCUCCCCGCGGGCGGGGCCGGGGCGGGGCCUCCCUCCGGAGCCCCCCCCCCAACCCUUUCCAGUCCGCCCUCGGGGUCCGGGCCUCCCUUCUCCUCUACUGUCAAGUUCAACCGCAGACCCCACAUUCCUGCCCCCCCCGCCUCAGCCCGCCCCCCCAAACCCCGAAGUGCCCGACUCCUUCCGGCCUUCCUGCCAGAGCGCACACGGGGCGAGGGGGGGCCUGGGUCGCCAUACUCUUCGACAAGAUCAAUGGUCAAAUGAUUGUCAGAGCCUGA